AUGGCCGACAACGAUGAUUCUGUCCAGAUUGCCGAAUCUGGUGAAAGAGACGUAGAGAUGGACACUGCCGAAGAAGUUCAGGAGGUGGAAGACGCUAAUGGAGAAGGACAGGGCACUGGCGACAGCACAGGAGAAGCCAAUGGCGAAUCUGCGCCCAGAAAUCCUCAAACCGCGUUUCUCGAGUACCUCAAGUCACCGAUAGUUGAACUGGUCGUUGGUGCUGGUGACGAACAAACUACCUUGACAGCGCACAAAGCCAUGCUCACGCAAUCGCCAUAUUUUAGCAACCUCCUUGCUACCAUGGAUGACGACCAGCUCGUUCUUGAACUCCCAGACGAAUCGCUCGACGCCGUUGGUUGUUUCCUGCAAUACCAGUACACCGGUGAAUACUUCCCUCGGCGACUUCCCAAUUCCGCAGAGGGCUUGGAGCGGGACCCAUCUGUACCCGCUGUCGAUGACAAUGGUGCGCAGCUUCUCAGGCAUGCCCGUGUCUACACCCUGGCACAGAAACUGGGAAUGCCUGAGCUCAAGACGCUCGCACAUUCCAAGAUUCAUCGCAUCGAUUCGACCGCAGUUGGAGAGAUCGCAUACGCAAGAUACGUCUAUGGCAAUACCCCUGCAGCCGACACCACCAUCCGCAAACCAGUUGCGGCGUUCUGGGCCACGAGAUCCCAUGUCCUGCGCCACGAGGCCGAAGCCGAGUUCAAGGCGAUGUGCUUGGAGUAUCCCCAAUUUGGUUUCGACGUUCUGAGCUUGGUGCUCGACCAGCGCGAGAAGAGAGCCAGAGAGCGCGACGAAGAGGGAACCCCGGGUGGUGGUAAAGGAAGAAAGAGAAUGCGGCCCAGUGUCAAUGUGUGA
Messenger RNA from Exophiala spinifera, 858 nucleotides. RefSeq lists its product as uncharacterized. The transcript has a single exon. The coding region runs from base 1 to 858 and encodes 285 amino acids. The record is from RefSeq and is a predicted model, not a curated record. Gene Ontology annotation, molecular function: protein binding. NCBI's taxonomy places the organism in Eukaryota, Fungi, Ascomycota, Eurotiomycetes, Chaetothyriales, Herpotrichiellaceae.